Messenger RNA from Lachancea thermotolerans CBS 6340, 1197 nucleotides. It is a transcript of the gene IPL1, whose product is annotated as aurora kinase. The record is from RefSeq and is a predicted model, not a curated record. Gene Ontology annotation, molecular function: protein kinase activity; ATP binding. Gene Ontology annotation, biological process: mitotic spindle organization; protein phosphorylation; regulation of cytokinesis. Bases 1 to 1197 code for a protein of 398 amino acids. Gene Ontology annotation, cellular component: chromosome passenger complex; spindle midzone; spindle pole centrosome. The transcript has a single exon. Lineage: Eukaryota; Fungi; Ascomycota; Saccharomycetes; Saccharomycetales; Saccharomycetaceae.
AUGACUACCGACACUAGGGGUACUAUUUUCGGUAAGCUUUUGGGAGUAAUGAAUGGCAAAAGUACUGCAGGAUCAGAAAUGCGCCGUAACUCAUUACACCAGCGCAAUCUUCUUCUCAGUAUGCGGCUGAACAGUGGCCCGGGUAGGAAGAGUUUAGGGACUUCAAGCAGAGGGACAACUAGCCACCGACUGACAAAAGAAAACUGGAGGGCAUCAUUUUCAUCUGGAUCCAGCAGACUCGGCGUGGCGCCGACUUUUUCAGGCCAGAAAUCCCUACAGGAUAGCCGAUCAAGGGUGUCGUCCCCAGUUAAGGUUGGGGCUGAUGAUGGACGUAGCUCCCCGGCCAAAGUCCCUUUGCUGAGUGGUACGAAAGCAGACAGCUCACCAGCUCGCUACAAAGACUUCACAUUAGAUGAUUUUGAAAUAGGAAAAAAGUUGGGGAAAGGCAAGUUUGGAAAGGUAUAUUGCGUCAAGCACAAGCAAACUGGUUUUAUUUGUGCCCUGAAGGCAAUGAAGAAGAAGGAGAUCAUCCAAUACAAUGUCGAGAAACAAUUUCGACGCGAAGUGGAAAUUCAAUCUUCUCUAAAACACCCAAACCUGACCCGGCUCUAUGGAUAUUUUCAUGAUGAGAAGCGCGUUUACCUUUUAAUGGAGUACCUUGUAAACGGCGAACUUUACAAGCACCUGAGAUCUCAUGGUCCUUUUAACGACAUCGUUGCGUCCCACUUCGUUUACCAGAUGGCUGACGCUUUGGACUAUAUGCACAGCAAGCAUAUCAUUCACAGAGACAUCAAGCCAGAAAACAUCCUCCUAGGAUUUCAAAAUACUUUGAAAUUGACGGAUUUUGGGUGGAGUGUCACAAACUUGAAUAAUUCCAGGAGGAGAACGUUGUGCGGUACCAUGGACUAUCUUUCACCAGAAUUGAUAAAGUCUAGAGAAUAUGAUAACAAGGUCGAUGUUUGGGCACUUGGGGUCCUGACAUAUGAGCUCUUGGUAGGGACCCCGCCGUUUCUCGAGGACUCAAAAGAAAUGACUUAUAAACGAAUAAAACGAAGGGACCUUAAGUUUCCAGACCAUAUUUCUAGCCAAGCGCGAGACAUCAUAAGCAAGCUUCUGGAAUAUGAGCCGAAUGCUCGGAUAGCUCUUAGAGAUGUCAAAAAACAUCCGUGGAUUUUGAAAAACCGUCCUUUUUGGUAA